UUAGCCUUGCACCAAUAAGAGAAUUUAUUCUGCUAGUAUUUCCUGGGAUUGAAAGUGAAAGUGAAUCCUUACCUUAACCCGGUUAUUAUAACUUAAGCUGAGACAUAAUAAGACUGAGACAGAUUUCGUAUUUUUGACCCCUCUCUUAUCCGGCCCCUGUCCAAGUGUUUAAUUAAUCCCCCGCCAACUAACCGGCUGCACUCCAGCGCUGGUCGUCUAGAUUUAAUUUUCCUAAUUCAUGCCGAUUUGCUAUUAGUCAAAUCUCCUGGGAACUGAUGCUCAUGUCAGUUAAAGCCCGCUUUCUUUGAAUUGCAUUUGUUUUAAGUUGCCAAUUUUCCUAUUAGGGCAAAACUUUGCCCGUUUAGAGUUUACUCAUUAGUGUCUCAUUUAAACCACUCGGAUGAUUAGUUAUAUGCUGUGCCCAUGCAUGAUCACUUUCACCCUGCUUAUUCAAUAAUUUCAAGUUCCUGUUUCAAGUUUCUGCUGCUAAUUAUACGCCUUCUUCAGUUUACAGCUAACUAAUUCACUUUUUGCUCCACUGAAGUUUGAUGACAUUUAAAAAAAUCACGAGCUAUUUUAUCAGUUCACAAAAGUCACACAGUAUUUGAGUCUGCUCCUACCAUCUUUUUGAGAUUUAUUUGGGACUUAUUUAUCUAAACUCUACAGACAUUUAGAAAACCAAUUUAACCAUAUUUCCAAUCCCUAAUUUAGCAAAUUAUUUUCUUAUCUUUAUUUUUGAAUUAUUAGCGAUAAGAAAUUCUGAUAGCUGAUUAACUUUGCCUAAACAGUUUUGCUUACGUUUUGUAGCUGAAUGAUCGUUUUUAAAUUAAAAUCAAAUUUUUGAAAUGAAAAUCACUUUUCUCAAAGUUCAUCGUCGUAAGAAGUUAUCGCCGCGGGAAGAUGCGAGAAAUGGCAACACUUCGAGUGAUAAAGCUUCUGUCCCUGUGCCGAAAUAUCUCUCGUGGAACGAACGACGUCUCGUGCGCAAAUCGUGGAAGAAAGCCGAGAAGGUAGUCGUGGAUGCAGGUGUUGAAGUGUUCAUCAAGAUGUUCGACCGGUCGCCCCUGAGCAAGCAGUACUUCCCCCAAUUUCGAGACCUCUCUUCGGCCGAGGCGUUUCGCAACAACCUCCUUCUGCGAGCCCACAACAUCCACGUGAUCAACAUGUUGGACCAAGUGGUAAAGAGUGUCCAUAACAAGGCCGUCAUGGACGCCCUCAUUGUGGACACUGGGAAGAGACACUUCAACAGACAUGUCACGAUCGAGUUGCUACAGUUUUUUGGACCAGAGUAUGCGCACUCUCUUUCCAAGAUGGGCAACUUCAACAACAAAACACUGCAUGCGUGGGAACACCUGUUUGCAUACAUAGUAGCUCUGAUGGUGCAAGGAGUGGCUGAAAAAACAGAGUGCAACGAGAAAAAAUUGGAAGAAGAGGCUAGGCGAAAGGACUUCGAGGAAAAAAGGAAGAAGUACUUCUCGCUAAGAGCCACUAGGGGCAGGUCCCUUGUUGAUAUCAUGCCCUCAUUUCACAGCAAAGAAGCAUCAACAGUCGAAAAAGACAGCGCCUCCUUUCACUCUAUUCAAGAAGAGCCAACACACCACAGAAAACAUCACACAAUACCCGAAUAACACCUGGAGAAAGCCCAUUUGAAAACAAUUAUUUUUGCUGUGAUCAAAAUGUGAAUAAGUAUUUAUUCAUCUCUAUACAAUGUGAUCGAUCUAAAAACAGAACAGAUUGAAGUGACAGUGUCCAUAUCAAUGCAUACCAUUUAGCGAGUUUCUUUGCUCAUUUUGCUCUUUUUCAGCCUUUGAAAAAGAGCAAAAGCUUCCGUGAUUAAA
Molecule: messenger RNA, 1838 nt
Organism: Symsagittifera roscoffensis
Lineage: Eukaryota; Metazoa; Xenacoelomorpha; Acoela; Convolutidae
Product: cytoglobin-1-like
Exons: 4
Coding region: 846-1628 (260 amino acids)
Biological process (GO): response to hypoxia; oxygen transport
Molecular function (GO): oxygen binding; heme binding; oxygen carrier activity
Source: RefSeq, a predicted model, not a curated record